CGCUCGGCCCAUGGCCGCGCGGUUAAUAAUAACAUUCAACGUGUCCCAAAAACACUUUCGGUCUCAUGACAAUUACGUCAUCGCGUACACACCCCCAAUUCGCCACCCCUAGAAGAGAAUACAAGAGAAUACAGGGGAAUGUUGGAAAGUAAAAGAGAAUACAGGGAAAUACGGAAGAAAGCAUGAGAAUAUGGGAGAGCACAGAAAAAUACAGGGAAUGUAGGGAGGUAGAGAAGAAUAGGGAAUAGUACCCUGGGUACUAGAGAUUUUUUUCUCGUGCGCGGCGGACGGAAAUACUUCGCUUCGCUUCGGCAGCCACGAGUGGCGAACGAGGUUUUUCGCACGGGUCACAAUAGAGACAUGACCGACACCGGAAACUGCGCAAGAAAAACCUCUGGCAAAAAAAAAAAGAAAAAAGAAAAAAAAAAAACCUCUGGCACCCAGGGCAAGGGAAUAGGGACAAAAAGAUGAAAUAUAAGGAAUAGGCCACUUUCGAUAUAUGAAAAUUCAGCUUGAUGGUGAGGCCUAGUGAGACACACUCAAGAGAAAUGAAUGAACAUGGUCAUUCGAUUUCCUUUGUUUAUGUCUGGUUUGUGUCCUCUAAGCCUCUGUCUAUUCUAAAUACACUGUAAUAUUGGAUACAUGAAAUGCUUACGUCAUUUAUUAACAACCGCUGCACUUGAACAUUGUAUACUCGAAUCCUGGAAAAUCCAGGAUCAAGGAACAAACAACCACCUGGAAAAGUGAACAGAAGUAUGAGUGAACGAGCUGAGGGAAAUGAGUGUAUGGACUCCUUUGGAAAACAGUAUGGAUAUGCUGGACAAAUUGAUGAAAUCAGAACGCAGGAGUUUAAAAGGCUUGAAGAUAUCACCUACCUGGAUCAUAUUGGAACAACUCAGUAUCCAGAGAGUGUUAUAAGAAGCGUUUACAAUGACUUAACCAGUAAUGUCUAUGGGAAUCCACACAGCAGGAACCCUAGCAGUCAGUUGUCUAGUGAUAUUCUGGAGCAGGUUCGCAGCAGAAUUUUAAAGCACUUUAAUACCUCCUGUGAAAAGCACACUGUGAUUUUUACUGCUGGUGCUACUGCUGCUUUAAAACUAUUGGCAGAGAGCUUUGAUUGGCAGGCAGCAUUCAGCAAGGAAAGCUCUCGCAGAAGUCGUUUCUGUUAUCUUCACGAGAAUCAUACAUCAGUGGUUGGUAUCAGGGAAAGAGCAGCUUUAAGUGGAGCACAAGUUAUCUGUAUCACUGAGAAAGACUUGUUGGAGCAACUCCAGUUCACAAGUGGAGGGACAAAGGAUCAUUUACAUUUGAAACAAGUCGAUUCUUUGGGCAAUGGAGAUGAAACUGAUGAUUUCUUUGUGAAAGAAUAUGUCAACUGUUGCCACAACUUAUUUGCCUUUCCUGCAAUGUGUAAUUUCUCAGGGAGAAAGUACCCUUUAGAAUGGGUUUCCCAAACUCAACAACGAUCUCUAUUCAGUAGCAGUUGUCUGUGUCAUUGGUUUGUUGUUCUUGAUGCAUCCUCAUUUGUUAGCACUUCUCCCUUGGACUUAAAUUCUUGUACUGCCGAUUUUGUUCCCAUUUCCUUUUACAAGAUGUUUGGUUUUCCAACUGGUUUGGGUGCUCUUAUUGUUAGGAACAGUAGCUCAUACAUUCUACGUAAUUGUUACUACGGCGGAGGAACUGUGCAGGCUACAAUUUCUGGUGAAAGAUUUCAUAUCAUGAAGAAAAACCUUGCUGAAAGGUGUGUGAACUUGUUUUGCACUUAAGUUUAUUAAUAGUAAGACUUACACAAGAGCUAUAAGACAGUGAGUGAAGAGCAUUCAAAAGCAGCCAUCAUAAGCUGCACUUUGAAGGGAGCCUGUCAGUGGUCUGAUGUAAGUCUUUUAGGGAAUUUAAUUGCCAGUACUGUGUUAGUGAUCUGUUAGUAGUCUGUUAUUGAUAUGUCAGUUGUCUGUCAGUUGUCUGUCAGUGAUCUGUCAGUAGUCUGUUACUGAUCUGUCAGUAGUCUGUUAGUGAUCUCUCAGUAGUCUGUUGGUGAUCUGUUAGUACUCUAUCAGUGAUCUGUCAUUAGUCUGUUAGUGAUAUGUUAGUAGUCUGUUAUUGAUAUUUCAGUUGUCUUUCAGUGAUAUGUCAGUAGUCUGUUAGUGAUCUGUCAGCAGUCUGUUAGUGAUCUGUUAGAAGUCUGUUAGUGAUCUGUCAGUAGUCUGUUAGUGAUAUGUCAGAAGUCUAUUAGUGAUAGACCUGUCAGUAGUCUGUUAGUGAUCUGUUAGUGAUCUGUCAGUAGUCUGUUAGUGAUCUGUCAGUAGUCUGUUAGUGAUCUGUCAGU
Molecule: messenger RNA, 2326 nt
Organism: Orbicella faveolata
Lineage: Eukaryota; Metazoa; Cnidaria; Anthozoa; Scleractinia; Merulinidae
Product: molybdenum cofactor sulfurase-like
Biological process (GO): Mo-molybdopterin cofactor biosynthetic process
Molecular function (GO): pyridoxal phosphate binding; molybdenum cofactor sulfurtransferase activity; molybdenum ion binding
Source: RefSeq, a predicted model, not a curated record